Molecule: messenger RNA, 2750 nt
Organism: Phascolarctos cinereus (koala)
Lineage: Eukaryota; Metazoa; Chordata; Mammalia; Diprotodontia; Phascolarctidae
Gene: FIBCD1
Product: fibrinogen C domain containing 1
Source: RefSeq, a predicted model, not a curated record
ACAGAGGGAGGCUGACAUGCCACAGGGUUGCAUUAGAGCCAGCCAGGAAGAAGGGCAGGGAGAAGAAAGCUCAAAUCCCUUUGCAAGAUUCAGGUGGUUUCCUCUUCUGCAUCUGUGUGUAUCUAGAUCCAUUUCAAACAUUUUUUUAUACUGAGUCUUCCUAGAAGAUGGUAAAUGACAGAUGGAAAGCCAUGGGUGGAGCCCCUCAACUUGAAGACGGACAGCAGGAGAAAUCCCAGCGCAUGAGCUGUGGUUACAUCCUGUGCACCGUACUGCUGUCUGUCGCUGUGCUGCUGGCUUUGACAGUCACCGGUGCCAUCCUCUUCAUGAACCACUAUCACACGCCAGUAACAGAGCCCCCGCCCGUCAUCAGCACCAACCCUGAUGAAGACAACAGUGCCCUGGUUACCAUUGAGAAGGCAGACAGCUCCCGCAUCAACAUCUUCAUUGACCCACGAUGCCCAGACCACGAAGACAACUUUGCCCGCCUAGAGGGUGCCCAGGCCUCUGUGCUUCAGGCCCUCACAGACCGUGAAACCGAGUUCAGGGCUGCCGGGGGCCGGGAACAGGCGUUGCUGGCCACCCUGGCUGAUGAGGUCCCCAAACUUCUGGCCCAGGCCACCGAGCUCCAGGAGGACUGCGAGGGCCUCAAGAGGGGUCACGGCACUCUGGGCCAAGGGCUGAAUGCUCUGCAGAAUGAACAGGGCCGACUCAUUCAGCUCCUCUCAGAGAGCCAGAGCAACAUGGCCCACCUGGUGAGCUCCGUCAGUGACGUCCUGGACACUCUGCAGAAAGAUCGAGGGGCUGCACGGCCUCGAAUCAAGGCUGACCUGCAAAAAGUCCCUUCCAGGGGGGCCAGGCCAAGGGGCUGUUCUAAUGGCUCCCGCCCGAGAGAUUGUCUGGACAUCUAUGCCAGUGGCCAGCAGGAAGAUGGGAUUUACUCUGUUUUCCCCACUCAUUACCCCUCAGGCUUCCAGGUCUACUGCGACAUGAGCACUGAUGGAGGGGGAUGGACGGUUUUCCAGCGUCGGGAGGAUGGUUCUGUCAACUUUUUCCGAGGCUGGGAGGCCUACAGGGAUGGCUUUGGCAAACUCACUGGAGAACACUGGUUAGGGCUCAAGAGGAUUCAUGCUCUGACCAUGCAGGCCACCUAUGAGCUACACAUAGACUUGGAGGACUUUGAUAAUGGCACAGCUUAUGCCCACUAUGGAAACUUUGCUGUGGGAUUGUUCUCUGUAGACCCAGAGGAAGAUGGCUACCCAAUCACCAUUGCUGAUUACUCUGGCACCGCAGGUGAUUCCUUCCUGAAACACAAUGGUAUGAAGUUUACCACCAAGGACCAAGAUAAUGACCACUCAGAGAAUAACUGUGCUGCUUUCUACCAUGGGGCCUGGUGGUAUCGCAAUUGCCACACCUCCAACCUCAAUGGUCAGUACCUCAGGGGUCACCACUCCUCCUACGCAGAUGGCAUCGAAUGGUCCUCCUGGACGGGAUGGCAGUAUUCGCUCAAAUUCACUGAGAUGAAGAUCCGACCAGUCAGAGAGGAAAAUUAGACUGGGACCUACAUUCCCCCCCCACCCCCAUCCUCCCUCACCUCUCUCUUCUCCCACUCUGCCCUCCGUUCUCUCCCCAAACUCUCAUGUUGUUUUGUCCAUGAGUCGGGGUGAACCGUCCUCCCGCCAGUGAUGAUAUCACAGUGGUCCCUGCAGGCAAAGAGUUGAGAAAAGCCAGAGACAAAGACUCUUCCCCAGGUUCAGAGAUGGAAAACUUUCCUCCGUAUCAGCUGGUGGGAGGUAAAUUUUGGAGGUGGAAAAAAAUAACGUAUAUCAGGGUGCUUAUAUAUAUACAUACACACAUAUAUUCACACACUGAUAGCUAUAUCUAGGUGUAGACUUAAGUAUGAAGAUGACUUUAAGAUCCAUAUUUUAUACCUGCCCUAGAUUUUUAUUCAUCCAAUAGGUAUUCUUGCCAGGUCUGGAUCUAAUUGGACCUGUCAAAAUUCUGUCUCCCUGUGUCAAAUAGAAGCAGUGGUAAUAACAGUUUCCAUCAGAGUUGGGGGUACAAAAAGAAGAGAAGAGAAGAUUCGGGGGGUAGUGACGAAGAAUGGGCAUCUCAGAUGAUCUUCAGAGGAAAAAAGUCUUAAGGGACGUAUCAAGGGAAACAUGAUGUAAGGAGCAUGGAUUUUUUUUUCACUGGUUCUCCUCCCUUGGGAACGGGAGAUGGGUGACCUGAAUCCAGCCAGGCUAACCCUCAGUCUCAGCAUUCAGCCCUUCCUAAAGUUCUCCUCCUCAUCUGAUCUCUGAUUUGUCGGUGGUGAAUAGAGGUUGACCCUGGCCUUUAUAUAAAAGCAGUGUUCCUGGGGCCAUGAGAUUGGCCCAGGCUGGCCCAGAGGUGGUGGAGGGGCUCCCAAGCACCUAGCCAGCUGUGAUGGGCACAGCUCAAAAAGCAUGGUGGAUUACACUGAGACCAUGCUGGCACAAGAUGGUGAGGGACUGGGGAAAGAGGCAGUGGUUAACUUUUGUGCCUCCCAGAAAGGAUCUUUUGCUCUGUACUCUGAGAGCAGCCUAAACUUCCAAACCUUUACCUUCAGGUAUCAUGCAAGUCUCUAUCCCCCAAACCCCACCCCAGCCUUUUCUGCAAUUAGGAUUCCCAGGCUGGACCUCUUCUCAACAUUGUAGCCAGGGGUGGGAAACCUGCAGCCUCAAGGCCACAUGUGGCCUAUGUCCUCGGGUGUGGCCUUUUGACUGAGU